AUGUCUGUCGUGAAGCACCUCCCAUCGACGCUCAAGCAAUUAUUGGCGUUGCGGAAUCCUGGAACUCCGCCGAGCCAGUCGCUGCCUCGCCUCCAUGAACUAUUCAAAAGGACAAUGCGCGACGCUGCAUCGCGAAAUGCAGAGACGGGUUGGCUUGUCCUGACGACAUGCUCACUACUUACUGCUAAUCAACCCUCGGCAGUAGGGCACCUCUAUCGCUUCAUUACUAGAAGUGACCCCAACAACCCAAGCACUCGAGGGGAUAUCAGAGAAGCUGUUAACAAGGCCGCUUUAAUGCGAGAGUCAGCGUUGAAAAGCGUUAUUUUUGUUGGAGUACCGCGAGUCAUCCUUACCCUCUCCGCCCUGUCUGAGGCCCUGGACGACGACGUAAGGAAUUCGCUGCGGACACAGUCAAUAAGGACGGCUACGCCCGAGAAUGUUGACGCGACAGUUAGACGGGGUAAGGCCCUGUGGGACAACAUCUAUGCACCUCACGCCGAUAAACUCCAUGCGAAACUAGGAUCCUAUCAUCCGGACUUCAUUUCGUUCAUCAUCCAGAGCUAUGGCUCGAUCUUGGCUCCCUUCCCCGGCAAGACCAAGGCGUACAAAGAUACGAGUGACGUCGACGACCCCGACCAAGGAAAUCUCAGCCGAGCACAAGGUUCUGUUGUCGGCGUUGCAUGUCUUCGCGCCGAGGGUGGAGUGGGUCCUCAACUGACCAGCCAUGUCUUCGGCCUCCUGAAGGCUCGCAACGUGGACGGCCUGAACAGGGAAGACUUAUGGUUGGCUAGUGAUGAAGGAACUGAAUGGGUCGUCCGUACCGUGGAUGAAAUUCUCGAUGUUGUGUCAUCAGAUGUGAUGGCGGCUGCGUCGAAGGUGAAAUUGUAA
Messenger RNA from Pleurotus ostreatus (oyster mushroom), 888 nucleotides. RefSeq lists its product as uncharacterized. The record is from RefSeq and is a predicted model, not a curated record. NCBI's taxonomy places the organism in Eukaryota, Fungi, Basidiomycota, Agaricomycetes, Agaricales, Pleurotaceae. The coding region runs from base 1 to 888 and encodes 295 amino acids. The transcript has 5 exons.